AGCCGGUCCCCGGUGCGGCCCCGCGGCGCCGCCCCCGCUCUUCCCCGGGACCCGGCGCGGCGGCGGCAGGAAGGAGGAAGGAGGGAGAGCGACCUGCUCGGCGGCCGGAUGAGUCAUUCAAGAGCUGGUGAGCACGCUGGGAGCUCGGAGCAUCUCCCCUUCUGUGGCUCUCGGGGAUCCCCCCGGCCGGUACGGGCUCCACUCAGCAUUUUGCUGCUGGCUUGGGAAGACUUUCUUGCAAGGGCAAAGCGGAGACCAAACUGCCGGGCGAGAGGUGCCUCCUCGUACAGGGAGGAGCAUGGGCUCUGCCGUCCCUCGCAGCACAAGGUAAAAUGAACAAGAUGAAAAACUUCAAGCGGAGAUUUUCACUCUCGGUUCCGCGGACGGAGACCAUCGAGGAGUCCCUGACGGAGUUCACGGAGCAGUUCAACCAGCUCAACAACCGGAGGAAUGAAGACCUGGCUCAAGGACACCUGCAGCUGGGACACCUGGGCAGGGACUUCCGAGCAGACACCAGCCCCAUCUCCCCCUCCGAGGUGGAAGGCCAGUCCCCCACGGCCGUGCGCUACCGCAACAACAGCCAGCGCCGCUUCUCCAUGGAGGACGUCAGCAAGCGUCUCUCCCUGCCCAUGGACAUCCGCCUGCCACCCGAGUUCUUGCAGAAGCUGCAGAUGGAGAGCCCGGAGUUCCCCAAGCACCUCAGCAGGAUGUCCCGACGGGCUUCCCUCUCAGAUAUUGGGUUUGGGAAGCUGGAAACCUAUGUUAAACUGGACAAACUGGGAGAGGGCACUUACGCCACUGUCUUCAAGGGACGCAGCAAGCUGACCGAAAACCUCGUUGCCCUGAAGGAAAUCCGCCUGGAGCACGAGGAAGGGGCACCUUGCACGGCCAUACGGGAAGUGUCGCUGCUGAAGAACCUGAAGCACGCCAACAUCGUCACCCUGCACGACAUCAUCCACACGGAGCGGUCCCUCACCCUCGUCUUCGAGUACCUGGACAACGACCUCAAGCAGUACCUCGAUAACUGCGGGAACCUGAUGAGCGUGCACAACGUGAAGAUCUUCAUGUUCCAGCUGCUGCGUGGUCUGGCUUACUGUCAUGGGAGAAAGAUCCUGCACCGAGACCUCAAACCCCAGAACCUGCUCAUCAACGAGCGAGGAGAGCUCAAGCUGGCUGACUUCGGACUCGCCAGAGCCAAGUCAGUCCCUACGAAAACGUAUUCCAAUGAAGUGGUCACGCUGUGGUACCGGCCCCCCGAUGUCCUGCUGGGAUCUACCGAAUACUCCACGCCCAUCGACAUGUGGGGCGUCGGGUGCAUCCACUACGAGAUGGUCACCGGGCGGCCCAUGUUCCCCGGCUCCACGGUGAAAGAAGAGCUGCAUUUGAUCUUCAGGCUGCUGGGCACCCCAACGGAAGACACCUGGCCUGGAAUAACAUCCAACGAGGAGUUUAAGGCUUACAAUUUCACGCAGUACCGAGCCCAGCCGUUAAUAAAUCACGCCCCAAGGCUGGACUCAGAAGGCAUCGACUUGCUGAUGAAUCUCCUUCUGUACGAAGCCAAGGGCCGGAUUUCGGCGGAGGCAGCCCUGCGGCACCCUUACUUCAAGAGCCUGGGCGAGCGGGUGCAUCUCCUGCCCGACAAUGCCUCCAUCUUCUCCCUGAAGGAGAUCCAGCUUCAGAAGGACCCUGGCUACCGAGCCUCAGCCUUUCAGCAGUCAGCCCGAGGGAAGAACAGGAGGCAGAGUAUAUUUUAAACUCGGAUCUCAUGUUCCCCUUGUCACCAUGGAGAUCAAGGCACUGAGAAAGGAGACGGUGACACGCUCCCACCUGACCCACCGCAGAAUUACUGACUCGAGCAGGACGAUGCUGAAGCGCCCUUGGCCGUGGGCUCUCCCCUGCCCGUCCCCACAGCCACAGCCCCCAGCAGCUGCUGGUGACAGACCUGUGGCCUUUUCCCCCUCUUAUUAUCACGUUGUCCCCAUCAGAUGUGAGCUGCCACCCUCUGAGCCGGUGCCGUAGUGAGGAGCUGCCCUGGGCAUUGCCCGGGAUGUGGGAUCGUGUGCUGCCCCAGGGAACCGCUUGCUGCCAUUGGCGGGGGGGGGGGCGUUGAGCUGGGCACGGGGAGGUUUUGUGAGCAGAGGGUGGUAUCUCCAAAGCUGGGCUAUGGAUCGUAGCGUUUGGCCCAGGCAGGCAUUCCUGAAAAAGUAUCUUUGCUCAGACAACCUGCUCUGCACCCCCUCUUUCUUGGGGUGACACUUUGCAGCCACAUUCGGAGUCGGGGGCACGGCCCAGCCUGGCACUGGAGAGACUGCACCUGAAGCACAAAAGCCAGGGCAGCCCUCCCGUGUUUGCCCUUGCCUCUGCCUGCAUAAAACCUUUUUCUCUCCCCAUCUUUGGUACCUGAAUCCUGACAAGGAUGGAGCAGCUGGGAGGAGGGGGCUUCCCAUUGCUUCCCCCAGCAUCUCCCCCUCCUUGCCACCGUCGCGUUUCCAAAUCCGCUCGGCUGGCUGCUCCCCGGGGGUGUCCUGAGCUGAGAGCAAGGGCUUGCUUGGCCCGGGGUGCAGGUACCUGCUGGUAGAGCUGGGCAGAAGUGGGGCCAAAGGAGCAUCGGCUCCGUGCUGUCCCCCAUCGCUGCGCCGAGCCCUUCGGCCAGCCUUCCCCAGGCACCGAUGGAGCAGCCCCUUUCUCAUCACCGCCUCCCACCCCCCAAGCCCCUCACCCUCUCUGCCAUCGUCACAAGGGGCAGGACGCGGGUCCCAGCCGGUGUCUCGGGAGCCCGUCCCGUCGCGGAGCCCCACGCGAGGUGGCAGAGCCCGCGCGGCGCAGCCUGUGUCACUGUACCACAGUGUCACGCACACCCACCGCAGUGCAUUUCUACCCGGAGGAAGGGGGAGAGGUGCCAAACCUCCCACAGCUCAGCUGUGGGGACCAGAAAUAGACCCAGAGAGAAGCAAAUCAUCCCUCAAACCUCCUCGCCCGGCCUCUACGUUUGUAGCCAGUGCCAGAUCGUACCAGCCCUGACUCGGAUGGGUGCCGUGGGACUGAGGUGCGUGCUCAGAUCUGAGGGUGCUUUGCUGGCCGAGGACCUGCUCCUGCUGCGUUUUUCCCUCCGCACGCUUCAGGAACGUGCCAAAUCCAUCCUGAGCGAAGAGGCCCCGUCGCACCUCUCCCCCACAGCCUGCAAACAGCCUGAAACAUCUUCCAGCGUGUGAGCGUUGCAAGAAGUCUCUCUACUGUAUAAUAUUCACAUCCUUUUCUUGGCUGUCCCGGGUGACUAGUCCUGUCCCCCACUGGUCCUCCAGCCCAUGGAUGUGGCCAGGAGACUCUGGACUUGGCAGGCAGCGGGACCGUCACCUGGCAGGACAUGCUGAUGUCUUAACCCAUUGCGUUCCCAGGCCGGGAGGCGUUGCUCGGGGGACGGUAACUCUCCCUGCCGCUGUUUCCCCACCGAGUCGGGCGUGAGGGCUCUCUUUUCUGCUUUGCUCUGCAGCAUUUCUUCCGUGAUCCUCAGAAAAUGCAAAGUGUGAGGAUAAACGAGGACACCCUGGAGCUCCCCAAAGCUUCUGGGGCGACACCUCCCUGUGCCAGUGCUCGAUGCGAUGCGUCCUCUGAGCUUCCCCCAUCAGACCAAAGCUGUUAAUUCGGCUUUGUCCUAGACAAGCAUCCAGACGUCUGCAUUGUUUGAGGUUUGCCCAUCCCUGCUCAGUUCCCUUCUCGGUAUGUCCAGCAUACAGCGGGCUGAAUAGUUCAUUAAUUGUUUCCAUUUGAUAGGGAAGAGCAUGAAUAGCCAUCAGCCACCAGUGACGCAUUUCACCCUGGUGUCAGGGCCGUGUUUUGCCCGGUUUCCUACACCCGGCUCCUGCUGCGGGGGGCUUUUCAGUAGGGAGGUUCACAAAGGGAGGUGUUGGCUGGAGUAAGUCUGAACUCUCAACGCCAUCGUCUUUUCUUUCACAAAGGCAAUUUAUACAGGAAUUUCCUUGGCACGGCAGGGAUCGGCGGUGCAGACUUGCACUUCCCGGGGGGGCCAGCUCCCCUUGGGAAUUGGCAGCUCCGCAGGCAGGGCAGCUCCCGGACACAGCGUCUCCCGUGCCCCCGCGGCAGCACCUUCAGGUACACGGAGCGAAGAGUGCUGGUGUGUCUGGGGGGAGCAGAGCCCCCCCCCCGGGGUCCGUGAGCGCGGAGGAGACCAGGGGGAGCAGGAACCCCCUCCACCUGCUCUUGGGAAGCCCGUUCAGGACACGUUGGACCUGCCUUUGUGCGGUUUUCUUGCUCGGCGUUGCCAUCCCCAUGCUGGGGUUGCCUCGGGCACAGACCUUGCUGGGGCGGUGGGUGCCCAGCGGAGCCGUCCCACCGGGGGGAUGGAGGCAGACCACGCCGGGCCACCCGAUCGGUGUGCUCUCAGCUCUCCCCCCGUGAGAGAGAUAUUCCUGCUGAAGGUCAAGGUCACCUACGGAAAACACUGGGGAAAAGACCUAGCAGUGCCCGUGUAGACAGCACUGCUUUGCCCGGGAUCGGAUAGCAAAGACAAAGGGCCUGUUAGCUGCUGUUUAUUCUGUCAUAGCCUUUGCCUUUCCUGCCGCAAAUCCUCCCGAAAGGAGACACUGUUAUUUAUUAGCCCUGUACGCUACUAAGCCGAAUUUAAGAUAACCCCUUUUGUUCCAGCGCAUUUAGUGGAUAUUUGAUUCCUAUUCCGGGGGGCGAUAGUGUGUGUAAAUAUUUGGUGCCCCGCUGAGCAAGGUUUGAUGUAUAAGCUCCCGUCGCUGCUGCACUUGCACGUGUUGGCUGGCAGAGCCCCGAGCAUCCGAUCUCCCGCGGCACGCUGCCGGCCAGAGCCUUCCCGGCUGCGAGGAAAAGGAGCUGCGGGUCGGCAGCGAUUAGAGCCCGGAGCCAAAUCCCCCUUCUCCAGCUCCUGGAUGGUGUUAUGGUCCCGCUGAGGAGCGCGGGGUCCGGCUGGGGUUACGAGGAUGGGGAUCUCGUGGAUGUCCCUGUGUAUAGAAGCCCCAUUCAGAGCGGUGCCCUGCUCCUCCCUGCCGGCUCCCGAUGGCAUCGCUCCCCGCCUGCUCCGGCACCUCAUCCCCGGCCAGGCUUUUCCCCAGCUUUUGGAGCGCCAGCCAGCUCCCAAGUUGGAUUUUUAAAGUAGUGCUAAUGAAAAUGCUGGGAAUGUCUGUGGCUCUCCGGCAUUUUUGUCAUUUCGUGGGUUCUCCCAUCCACCGCUCCGCGCAGUAGCUGGCGCUCCCCGCAGAUGGGGAGUUCUGACAAAAGGAAACCGUUUCUUUGUCUUCCAGACAUUUUUCUUGCCUUUUUUUUUUUUUGUUUACCAGUUCUGGUAGAAAAUGGGGAGUUUUUGCUGUGCCCCCAGGAAAAGCUGUGCUCUUUCGUGUCUCCAGCUGAUAGCUAAUUAAAGAAACGUAAGUAAAGCAAUGCGUAAAGCGAGGUCCGUGUUAGGGGACAACAAUAAAACCUCCAGGCAGAGCUAUUUUAUUUCACCCUCCCCGUACACACUGCACACGCCUUUCCUGGCCCAGCCCGUUGCCAGAUCUAUGUUAAGAUUUUAAAUAACAAAACUACGUUGUCUCUUGGAGACUAAGGACAAAAUACGUGGAUUUUUUUCCUCUCCUUCACGCACGAUGAAAAAAAAAAAAAUAAAGUAAUAAUCAGAGAGCCAUUUUCCCAAGCUUCUCAAAUGUUUUGUUUGGUUUUUUCCCCUGAGUUAUCUUCAGUCAGAAGUUAGGCUAGCAGAAAAUGGGAGCCCUGAGCUCCCAGGAGCAGGCUAGGUGGGAAAAUACUAGAGAAAGAGUUUAACCCAGCAGACUGAGUGACGUGAAAGGUUUAGUGUGUGUGUCCUCGGGCACGGGGAAGGGACCGGACCUUGGGGGUGGGAGCCUGCCUGGCCUUACGUGGCCAAACUGUGCGUUCACCAGCGUAAAUCUGGCGUCUUGCAGCCACACGAGCCCGGGAUUGCUCGGAGCACGGAGCCAGCGAUGGCUGAGCGGGUCCUACAGGGGCCACCGGGUCUUGACCCUGAAAUAGCCGAGGUUAAAAGUGACGUGAUGUCACCUGCCAAAAGCCGCACCGCUGCCCUGUCUCUUUACCCUCGAGUUGUGUAAGAAAUGUGUUUGGAUGUCCCCUUAGCACUCCCCACCGGCGAGGUCUGGGCACAAACACUAGGAAACGUGGAGGAACGGUUUUAAACCUAAAGAGGGGAGAUUUAGAUGAGAUCUGGGGAAGAAAUUGUUUGCUGUGAGGGCGGUGAGCCCCUGGCCCAGGUUGCCCAGAGAAGCUGUGGCUGCCCCAUCCCUGGAGGGGUUCAAGGCCAGGUUGGCCGGGGCUUGGAGCAACCUGGGCUGGUGGGAGGUGGCCCGGCCCAGGGCAGGGGGGUGGAAUUAGAUGAGGUUUAAGGUCCCUUCCAACCCCAACCAUUCUACGAAACCCACUUUUCUGGUUUCUUCAUUGCCUUCUCUCAUCCUCAGCGUCAUGCUUGUCCUCCAGCAGGAAAACCAGAUCCAGGCAGCCAGGAUACACAUACUGUGAAUGUUCUCUGGUGUGAUUCAUUUGCAGAAUACCGAUAAUAUAUAUUUAACUAGUGUACAAAUGAAAGAUGCAUUUUAAAAGAAAUGAUUUUAAAGAUUUAUUCCAAAAAGAAGCAAUGAUUUUUUUUUAUAGAAAGUUUUUUGUGGAAUAAAUGGAAAGGUACAAAAAAAAAAAUAAUAAAAGAUUGUAUCCAUCUAUCAAUCUUGUGUCUGAAUGUUUUGUAAGAAUAUUUCAGUUUUUAUAUUUCAGAUGUGACAUGGACUAUUUUGUGGAUGUGCUCAUUUUAUUGCUAAGGCUUAUAUUACAGUUGUAUUGUGAACACUCCAAA
Chroicocephalus ridibundus (black-headed gull) is the source of this 6859-nucleotide messenger RNA. RefSeq names its product cyclin dependent kinase 18 (gene CDK18). NCBI's taxonomy places the organism in Eukaryota, Metazoa, Chordata, Aves, Charadriiformes, Laridae. The transcript is spliced from 17 exons. Gene Ontology annotation, cellular component: cytoplasm; nucleus. Gene Ontology annotation, molecular function: cyclin-dependent protein serine/threonine kinase activity; ATP binding. Gene Ontology annotation, biological process: protein phosphorylation. The coding region runs from base 333 to 1754 and encodes 473 amino acids. The record is from RefSeq and is a predicted model, not a curated record.